AUGCAGUUACUGCUAGUUACGGGAGUACUCCUGGCUUAUGUGGCACCCAGUGUUCAGCAAUGUUCUGAUAGCGAUGGAGCAUGUGCAUCGUGGGUGGCAUCCGAUCGUGGAGCAUGUCAACGAAAGGAAUACAUCAAGAAGAAUUGUAGGAAAAGUUGUGGAAACUGUCCAAGAUACGAAGCCAAAUUCGAUACUCGCCGCCUGAAUCCCCAACUGCAGCCCAUCAGCCGAUUGGUCGGUAGAUGGAAGGGAGAACACACCGGAAAAGUUACAUUCCCCACAAUUCCGACAUUCAAGUAUUCUGAAGAGGUUGAGAUCUCGAUUCCAGACGGAAGUAACAUUCGUUCAUUGAAUUAUACCGCUGCAGCUUGGUCUAGUGACAAGGAAGAUCUACAUAGAGAAUCAGGAUACAUCACUAUCAAACCAAAUACCAAAGAAGUUAUCCUCACAACUGUCAUGUCAAAUGGAUUCAUUACUGUUGAAGAGGGUCCGAUGUUCGGAAACAAUAUUAAAUUUAUUUUGAAAGAUAUUGGAAGAAUCAGUUUUGUUCGAGAUGAGCAUCUGCAUAAUUUAGUUCGCGAGUGGACCCUGGAUCAAGGUUAUCUCCGUGCUCGUCUCAGUAUCCAAACGUUGUCCCAUCGAAUGCAGGAACAUACUUCAAUUCUUUACACUAAAACUUCUGUAUAA
Messenger RNA from Caenorhabditis briggsae, 687 nucleotides. The coding region runs from base 1 to 687 and encodes 228 amino acids. The transcript is spliced from 4 exons. NCBI's taxonomy places the organism in Eukaryota, Metazoa, Nematoda, Chromadorea, Rhabditida, Rhabditidae. The record is from RefSeq and is a predicted model, not a curated record.